Camellia sinensis is the source of this 1467-nucleotide messenger RNA. The record is from RefSeq and is a predicted model, not a curated record. Lineage: Eukaryota; Viridiplantae; Streptophyta; Magnoliopsida; Ericales; Theaceae.
UAAAUACACACGCAUUAUCUACAUACAUACUUUGUAAAACAUCAGCUCGCUACCACUUCUUCAAUGGCGUUGACUAUUAUCACCACCGCCCUCUUCUUCCUCAUCUUCCUCCUUUCUAAACUUCCAUCUUCAACUGCACAAGAACAACCAUGGAUCCAAGCUGGGUACUGGUUCUCCGGCAGCGGAUUCCCCAUCUCCGACAUAAACUCAUCUCUCUUCACUCACCUCAUAUGUGCUUUCGCAGGCCUCAACUCUUCCACAUACGAACUCUCCAUCUCUUCCUCGGACAGCCAGCUCUUCUCCAACUUCACCAACAUUGUCAAACAAAAAAACCCAUCAAUCAAAACCCUCUUAUCAAUCGGCGGAGGAUUAGCCAAUGGUUCAUAUUACUCCUCAAUGGUCAGCCAUUCUUCUUACAGGAAAUCAUUCAUUGACUCCUCAAUAAAAACAGCAAGAUCAUAUGGGUUUCAUGGCAUAGACUUUUCUUGGAUUUCAGUCGGUACAGAUUCUGAAAUAGCCAACCUGGCAAUCCUAUUCGACGAAUGGCGUGUUGUGAUUGAAUCCGAGUCAAGAAACUCAAAUGGGUCGAUUCAGCUUAUCUUAACAAUGGCUGCUCAGUACACUCCAUAUGUAGCUAGUGGAACUUUUCCAAUUGAAUCUAUAAACAAGAACUUGAAUUGGGUACAUGUCAUGGCAUUUGACUAUUACACGCCAAAAAGGUCCAAUCAAACAGGUGCUCAAGCAGCUUUAUAUGAUCCUGGGAGUGAAAAAAGCACAGAUUUUGGUAUUAAUUCAUGGAUUAACAAAGGAUUAUCGGCAAACAAGCUUGUUUUGGGCUUGCCUUUCUAUGGCUAUGCAUGGGCACUUGUGAAUCCAAAAGACAGUGCAAUUGGUGCUCCGGCGAAGGGGCCGGCUACUAAUAUUGAAGAUGGGGCGAUGAGUUAUAAGGAUAUCAAGGGAUAUAUUCAGACACAUGGAGGUGUUUCGCAGUACAAUGCAACUUAUGUAGUGAAUUACUGCACAAUUGGAUCGACGUGGAUUGGGUUUGAUGAUGUUGAGGUUGUGAAGAUUAAGGUUGCUUAUGCUAAGAAGAAGAAUUUGCUGGGUUAUGUUGUGUGGCAAGUCUCACAGGAUGACAAUUGGGUGCUUUCUCAAGCAGCACAGGAAGACAAGAAAAUUACCAUUACUAGCAAGGGACGCUUGUUGUUAGUCAUCUUGCUUACAGCAACAGCCAUAAUUAUUCUCAUACUGAGUUCUACAAUGUGGUAUCUGCGAAAGAGAGUUCUUGGAUGUAUAGGAUUAGCGGAUGAACAGAAAGAAUCACAGUCCAAAUUAAGAACUACUAUGGCAUCUAUUGAAAAUACUAAUGUUCCUCAAGUGUUUAGUUUCACAGACAUUGUAGUGGCUACUAAUAAUUUUUCAAAUGAAAAUAAGCUCGGAGAGGGUGGAUAUGGACCUGUUUACAAG